AUGGCCGCCCAAAGCUACUACGGCAACCCCACCGAGCCCCCCUCCAACCCCGGUCCCGGCGGUCGCCCGACAGGCUACCCCGCCAAUCCCUCCCCCCGACCCAACGACUACCCACCCCAGUCAGGUUGGGGAACCCCGCACCCAGGGAACCAGGGUAGUCCGCCACCUGGACAAUCCUACCCGCCCUACGCCGAGGGCUACAACAACUACCCGCCGGGCCGAUCCAACAGCCCCUACCAACAGCAGCCACCCCCGGGCGGACAAUCUUGGGAGUCCACCCCACGCCCGUUCCACAACCAGCAACAGCCAUCUCCCCCGCGCUACUACGGUGGUUCCCCUCCUCCGGGAAGCCCUUACCAGAACCAGCACAAUCAACAGGGGCCACCACCCCAGUCUUACCCCUCUUCCUACCAGGGUAACAACAACAACAACAACAACAACAAUAACAACCAAGAUGGCUACCCGCCCCGUCCCACCUCCGCCUCGCAGAACCCCCAAGACGACGAACGAGGUUUCAUGGGGGCCGUCGCUGGUGGCGCAGGCGGCGCUUGGGCCGGUCACCAAGUCAACCACGGCAUUCUGGGCACUAUCGGCGGCGCCCUAACGGGAUCCGUGGCCGAAGACGCGAUCAAAAAGCAGCGGGAGAAGAAGCACAAGGAGGAAGAGGAGGAGAGACGGCGAAAGGAAAAAGAAGAGCAGGACAGGCUGCACUGGGAGAGGAUGCAGGCGGAGGAGCAGCGCAAGCGGAUGCAUGCUCAGUCGCAUCCCCUCAAGGGGAACUUCUCGGCGUCGGCGUCGGAUGUCGCCCUUGACGGUGUUAUGCUGUCGGCGUCUUGUCGCGCUUUGUCUGGUGCCACUCGUAGGUCGCGCAUUUCGCUGGAUAGUGUCUUGUCGAAUACCUGGGGUGAGUUUACGUGGCAUCGGCAGGGUAAUUUCUCGUCGAGUGCUCGCCAUGUGCGCUUGGGCGAUGGUGGGAGGGUGUUGGAGGCGGAGUUGUCGGAUGGCAGGGGCGGUUGGAAGCAGGCCUGGGUGAGGCUUGACGAACGUAUUACCAACCGUGAUGGGAAAUUGUCAUUUGUGAAUUGA
This is a messenger RNA of Aspergillus campestris IBT 28561, 1086 nucleotides long. RefSeq names its product putative glutamine-serine-proline rich protein. The transcript has a single exon. Gene Ontology annotation, cellular component: outer membrane. Lineage: Eukaryota; Fungi; Ascomycota; Eurotiomycetes; Eurotiales; Aspergillaceae. Bases 1 to 1086 code for a protein of 361 amino acids. The record is from RefSeq and is a predicted model, not a curated record.